Ipomoea nil (Japanese morning glory) is the source of this 767-nucleotide messenger RNA. Its product is annotated as auxin-responsive protein SAUR68-like. Gene Ontology annotation, biological process: response to auxin. Lineage: Eukaryota; Viridiplantae; Streptophyta; Magnoliopsida; Solanales; Convolvulaceae. The record is from RefSeq and is a predicted model, not a curated record. The coding region runs from base 181 to 615 and encodes 144 amino acids. The transcript has a single exon.
CAUGGUUUUGCCUUCCCUGAUUUCCUCAAGAAGUUGAAGCUUGGCAUUGCCUCUUAAGCACUUUAAAUAGGUUGCUUCCAUGUGAAUUUAGAUCAUCAAACACUACAACUUUUUCCAGGCAAUAUCCAAGGUUUCUACCAAUCUUACUCUCUUUCCUUCUCUAUUUCCUAAGUUAGUACCAUGAUCAAUUCCAAGAAACUCAUUAAGUUGGUGAAAAGAUGGCAGAAAUUUGCUGCCAUCCGAAGAAAGAGGAUUUCCUUUCCAAGAAAAAAUGAUGACACUGAUAGCUGCAUUACAUCUUCUGCAGUUAACAAGGGUCAUUUUGCUAUCUACACAGCUGAUCAAAAGCGGUUUGUAGUCCCUCUAUCUUAUCUCGAGAAUGAGAUUAUUAUGCAACUCUUAAACUUGUCAGAAGAAGAAUAUGGGGUUCCAUGCGAUGGGCCUAUUACACUACCAUGUGAUGCAGCCUUCUUGGACUACAUCAUUUCACUUCUUAGCCGAGGUUUAUCCAGAGAACUUGAGAAUGCAUUGCUAAUCUCAGUUACUCCAUAUCGGUGUUCAUCACCUUCACUGCACCAAGAAGGGCUGAGAAAUCAAGAAUUGCUAGUUUGCUGAUGCUAAUGUCAUAUCAUUUUUGUAGACAAGGAACUUAGCUCGAGAUCAAUACAUCAUGUACAGAAAUCCUAGACAUGUAUAUCUGAAUUUACCUGAAAAUAAGAUUUUGUUGAUACUUUAGAGCUAAACGAGCCUCUGAACAUGAUUUUUAC